GCCGCGGGGCCGGGCCGGGCCCGCUUCCUGUGCGUGUCACUCAGCCGGCGGGGGAGGGGAAGCGCCGAGCAGGCGGCGGCGGUGCCUCCGCGAGCGCUGGCGUUGGGCCGGGCGGCCGCUCGCAACCCCCCGGCCGCCGCCCGGUCGCGGCCUGAGGCGCCGGCGGAGGCCCGGGGAGGGGCGGCGGCGCUGCCCGGGGGCGGGAGGCCCCGGCGCCGCCGGGCCUGGGCCCUCGCUUCCCGCGGGAGGCGGCCAUGUCUACCGGCGAGGUGGAGCGGCUGUCGGCGGACCUCGGCGGGGCCGCCGGAGACGAGGAGGAGGAGUGGCUCUAUGGCGAUGAAAAUGAAGCAGAGAGACCAGAGGAAGAAAAAGCUAGUGCUCCACCCCCACCUGGAAACGAAGAGGACGCAGCAGAAAAUGGCGUUGUGAAAACGAAGGUGGCAGAGGCUGAGGAUGACAGUGAUAGUGAUAGUGAUGAUGAUGAAGAUGAUGUUCAAGUCACCAUAGGGGAUAUUAAAACAGGAGCUCCACAGUAUGGUUAUGGAGCAGCACCUGUGAAUCUCAAUAUUAAGACAGGAGGACGAGCUUAUGGAUCUUCUGGUGCAAAAGUUAAAGGGGUGGAUCUAGACGCACCAGGGAGUAUUAAUGGUGUGCCACUUCUGGAAGUAGAUUUAGAUUCUUUUGAAGAUAAACCUUGGAGAAAGCCAGGGGCUGAUCUCUCUGAUUAUUUCAACUAUGGGUUCAAUGAAGAUACCUGGAAAGCUUACUGUGAAAAACAAAAGAGAAUACGAAUGGGUCUUGAAAUUUUACCAGUUACCUCAGCCACGAAUAAAAUCACGGCUGAAGACAAUGCUAUGGAAGUAAGACCAAGUGCAGAGAUUCUCGAUGGCAGAUACCAUCUUUUUAAGGUACAGCAGGGCAGAACUGGAAAUUUGGAGAAAGAGUUGGCAGUGCAGUCGACCAAAGCUGAUUUCACAUCUCCUCCUGCCUUAUUCAAAUCAGGAAUUCCAACAAACAGGCGAUUAUCUGGCACAAUAGAUGUGAUUGGACAGACCAUCACUAUCAGCAGGGUGGAAGGACGACGACGUGCUAAUGAAAACAGCAACAUACAGGUUCUUUCAGAACGAUCUAAUCCUGAAGUAGACAAUUUUACCAAGCCACCUCCAUUUUUCCCUCCAGGAGCUCCACCUACCCACCUUCCACCACCUCCUUUCCUCCCACCCCCUCCAACUGUCAGUACUGCUCCACCUCUGAUUCCCCCACCAGGUAUACCAAUAACAGUGCCACCACCAGGCUUUCCACCACCACCUGGCGGUCCUCCACCUUCCCUCAUACCCACAAUAGAAAGUGGACAUUCUUCUGGCUAUGAUGGUCGUUCUGUUCGUGCAUUUUCAUACGGCAGUGAUAAUGAAGUGGAACUCAAAACAAACGAUUUAUUGAAGGCUAUGUUAUCAUUGGCUAGCAAAGCAGAUAAGCAGAAAGUGGGAAGUCCUCUGUACUUCACCUUUCCGCACUUUGCAGGUCCUGCUCCUUCAUGGUCUAGUCUCAUGGACACCAGCAAACAGUGGGAUUACUAUGCACGAAGAGAGAAGGAUAGGGAACGUGAGAGAGAGCGAUCCCGAGAUCGGGAUCGGGACCGGGACCGAGACAGAGAUCGAGAACGUACCAGAGACAGGGAGAGGGACCGAGAUCACAGUCCAACUCCAAGUGUAUUCAACAGUGAUGAAGAACGAUACAGAUACAGAGACUACGCAGAAAGAGGCUAUGACCGCCAUAGAACAAGUAGAGAGAAAGAAGACCGACACAGAGACAGGAGACACAGAGAGAAAGAAGAGACUAGACACAAGUCAUCUCGAAGUAACAGCAGACGUCGUCACGACAGUGAAGAAGGGGACAGCCACAGAAGGCACAAACACAAAAAAUCCAAAAGAAGCAAAGAAGGAAAAGAAGCCAGCGGUGAACCUGCUCCUGAACAGGAAAACACUGAAGCUGCCCCUGUGGAAUAGGCUUGUGUGAUUUUUGCCUACUUGCAUAUAUAUUAGUGCCAGAAAUAGAUUACUAUAAAUCCUGUUAUUUUUCUGGGUAUUAAAAUAAUUUGCUCUUAAUCUUGUUCUGUUAGUUUGAAAUCAAAGAUUACUUUGGUUUUUUUUGAAAAUAAGAGAAUAAAUUUUUCAUGUUAA
Molecule: messenger RNA, 2180 nt
Organism: Harpia harpyja (harpy eagle)
Lineage: Eukaryota; Metazoa; Chordata; Aves; Accipitriformes; Accipitridae
Gene: FIP1L1
Product: factor interacting with PAPOLA and CPSF1
Exons: 18
Coding region: 255-2006 (583 amino acids)
Cellular component (GO): mRNA cleavage and polyadenylation specificity factor complex
Molecular function (GO): RNA binding
Source: RefSeq, a predicted model, not a curated record